UAACCUGCCCAAGUCGCCAUGUUGUGGCACUUUCUAGUGCUGGUGCUGGCAGCCAUCAUCGCGGUGGCUGGUGCUGCCAAUCAGGAGCUGGAGGAGAGCGAACUUGCCGCCCUCAAGUACGUCAACGAUCUGGAACGGGAGAUUCUGGCCAGGAACUAUGAAGCCACCGAGGCUUCCUGGGCGUACGAGUCCAAUCUGAUCGAGGAAAAUCUGAAGCAGCGCAACGAGAUCCAGACGCGCAAUGCCAACUAUUUCAAGGAGGUCGCCCGUGAACUGCGAAAGUUCGACUACAAGAGUUUCAAGGAUGCUGACCUGAAGCGCAAGAUCGAAAAGAUGACUGACCUGGGUUACGCUGCACUGUCCGAGGAGAAGUUCUCCCAGCUGUUGGAUGCCAUUUCAGGCAUGUCGGAGAACUACGCCAUGGCAAAGGUUUGUGAUUACAAGAUCCGCGAGAAGUGUGAUCUCUCGUUGGAGCCGGAGUUGACCGAGAUUCUUGCCACAAGCCGUGACCCGGAGGAACUGAAGCACUACUGGAUCGAGUGGUACAAUGCUGCUGGAGCUCCAACCCGAGAGGAUUUCCAGAAGUACGUGUCACUGAAUAAGGAGGCUGCUGAGUUGAACAACUUCACCUCCGGAGCUGAAGCCUGGUUGCAUGCGUACGAGGAUGAAAGUUUUGAGGAACAGGUUGAUGCUGCUAUCGAAGAAAUCCGCCCACUGUACGAGCAGAUCCAUGCCUACGUUCGCCACAGGCUUCGGGAACGCUACGGAGAGGACGUAGUAUCGGAGAAGGGACCCAUCCCGAUGCACCUGUUGGGUAACAUGUGGGCUCAGACCUGGGAUAACGUAGCGGACAUCACUACUCCCUUCCCGGAUAGCCGUCAGCUGGACGUCACCGAAGAGAUGGUCCGCCAGGGCUACAACCCGAUUCAGAUGUUUGAGAUGGGUGAUGAGUUCUUCGUUUCGUUGAAUAUGACCAAGCUGCCUGAAUCCUUCUGGCAGAAGAGCAUCCUGGAGAAGCCAACCGACGGUCGCGAGCUGGUCUGCCACGCUAGUGCCUGGGACUUCUACCGCACGGACGAUGUCCGCAUCAAGCAGUGCAGCCGCGUCAACAUGGAAGACUUCUUCACCGUUCACCACGAACUCGGACACAUCCAGUACUUCCUCCAGUACCAACACCAACCGAGCAUGUACCGCGAGGGAGCCAACCCCGGAUUCCAUGAAGCCGUCGGCGAUGUUUUGUCUCUGUCCGUUUCGACUCCGAAGCACUUGCAAACCAUCGGUCUCCUCAAGGACUUCACCCUGGACGAAGAUGCCAAGGUCAACCAGUUCUACCGAUCGGGCCUGUCCAAGUUGGUCUUCCUGCCAUUUGCCUACACCAUCGACAAGUACCGCUGGGGAAUCUUCCGCGGCGAAAUUCAACCCCACGAAUACAACUGCAAGUUCUGGGAAAUGCGCACCAAGUUCUCCGGUAUUGAACCCCCGGUAGUCCGUACCGAGAAGGACUUUGACGCCCCGGCCAAGUACCACGUGUCGUCCGAUGUUGAAUACCUGCGCUACCUGGUUUCCUACAUCGUCCAGUUCCAGUUCCACCGAUCGGCUUGCGAGCUGGCCGGAGAGUACGUCAAGGGUGAUCCGGAGAAGACGCUGAACAACUGUGAUAUCUACCAGAGUGUGAAUGCUGGCAAUGCAAUCAAGGAGAUGCUGGCCAUGGGAUCGUCCAAGCCGUGGCCCGAUGCGAUGGAGGUGCUGACCGGACAGCGCAAGAUGAGUGCCAACGCCUUGCUGGAGUACUUCCAACCGCUGUAUGAUUGGCUGGUGGUGGAGAACAAGCGGAUCGGUGCUUACAUCGGCUGGAAGUCGUCCGAUAAAUGCAAGCCCGAAUAGGAUGGAUCCGUGUUUGGAAAUUGAACGUUGAUUUGACUCUUGAAAAA
Messenger RNA from Ochlerotatus camptorhynchus, 1931 nucleotides. RefSeq names its product angiotensin-converting enzyme-like. Bases 19 to 1884 code for a protein of 621 amino acids. The record is from RefSeq and is a predicted model, not a curated record. Gene Ontology annotation, molecular function: metallopeptidase activity; peptidyl-dipeptidase activity. The transcript is spliced from 5 exons. Gene Ontology annotation, cellular component: plasma membrane. Lineage: Eukaryota; Metazoa; Arthropoda; Insecta; Diptera; Culicidae. Gene Ontology annotation, biological process: proteolysis.